Molecule: messenger RNA, 1739 nt
Organism: Odobenus rosmarus divergens (Pacific walrus)
Lineage: Eukaryota; Metazoa; Chordata; Mammalia; Carnivora; Odobenidae
Gene: LMAN1
Product: lectin, mannose-binding, 1
Exons: 13
Coding region: 22-1578 (518 amino acids)
Biological process (GO): endoplasmic reticulum to Golgi vesicle-mediated transport; endoplasmic reticulum organization; Golgi organization
Cellular component (GO): endoplasmic reticulum-Golgi intermediate compartment; COPII-coated ER to Golgi transport vesicle; endoplasmic reticulum membrane
Molecular function (GO): D-mannose binding
Source: RefSeq, a predicted model, not a curated record
CUCCGCUUCCCAGAAUCCAAGAUGGCGGGAUCCAGGCAAUGGGCUUCCCUGGCCAGAGUUCAGCCUCUUUUCUGCGCCGUGCUGCUGUCGCUUGGUCGCUUCGCCGGGAGCGACGGCAUGGGAGGCGACCCUGCGGCCGCUGGUGCCGCGGGCAACGCAGCCGCGUCGCCACACCGCCGUUUCGAGUACAAAUACAGCUUCAAGGGACCGCACCUGGUGCAGAGCGACGGGACAGUGCCCUUCUGGGCCCACGCGGGGAAUGCUAUUCCAAGUUCAGAUCAAAUUCGAAUAGCACCAUCUUUAAAAAGCCAAAGAGGAUCGGUGUGGACAAAGACAAAAGCAGCCUUUGAGAACUGGGAAGUUGAGGUGACAUUUAGAGUGACUGGAAGAGGUCGAAUUGGAGCUGAUGGCCUGGCAGUUUGGUAUACAGAAAAUCAAGGCUUGGAGGGUCCUGUGUUUGGAUCAGCUGAUAUGUGGAAUGGUGUUGGAAUAUUUUUUGAUUCUUUCGACAAUGACGGAAAGAAAAAUAAUCCUGCUAUAGUAAUUAUAGGCAACAAUGGACAAAUCCAUUAUGACCAUCAAAACGAUGGUGCUAAUCAAGCUUUAGCAAGUUGCCAGAGAGACUUUCGUAAUAAACCCUACCCUGUCCGCGCAAAGAUUACGUAUUACCAGAAAACACUGAUGGUAAUGAUCAAUAAUGGCUUCACACCAGAUAAAAAUGACUAUGAAUUUUGUGCCAGAGUGGACAAUAUGGUUAUCCCUCCUCAAGGGCAUUUUGGAAUAUCUGCUGCAACUGGAGGUCUUGCAGAUGACCAUGAUGUCCUUUCUUUUCUGACUUUCCAAUUGACUGAGCCUGGGAAAGAGCUGCCUACCCCAGAUAAAGAAAUUUCAGAAAAAGAAAAAGAAAAGUAUCAAGAAGAAUUUGAGCACUUUCAACAAGAAUUGGAUAAAAAAAAGGAGGAAUUCCAGAAGGGCCACCCUGACCUUCAGGGGCAACCUGCGGAUGAAAUAUUUGAGAGUGUAGGAGACCGCGAGCUGAGACAAAUCUUUGAAGGACAGAAUCGUAUCCAUCUUGAAAUCAAGCAGCUGAACCGCCAGUUAGAUAUGAUUCUUGAUGAGCAGAGGAGAUACGUCUCUUCCUUGACAGAGGAGAUCGCUAAAAGAGGAUCAGGAGUCCCAGGGCAGCAGGGCCGGAUCACCCAACAAGAGCUGGAUACUGUUGUCAACACUCAGCACGAGAUCCUGAGACAAGUAAAUGAAAUGAAGAAUUCCAUGAGUGAAACUGUCAGGCUGGUCAGCGGCAUACAGCAUCCUGGAUCUGCAGGUGGAGUUUAUGAGUCAACCCAGCACUUCAACGACAUCAAAGAGCACCUUCACAUUGUGAAGCGGGACAUAGACAACUUAGUGCAGCGAAACAUGCCAUCAAAUGAAAGACCAAAAUGCCCAGAACUGCCACCAUUUCCAUCAUGUUUAUCGACGAUGCACUUCGUUAUAUUUGUAGUGGUACAAACGGUGUUAUUCAUUGGUUAUAUCAUGUAUAGGACUCAGCAAGAAGCAGCUGCCAAAAAAUUCUUUUGACCACCAUUUUCUUAUGUCUACAUCAUGUAUGUAUGUACAAAAUGUCUUUUUGAGGGAAUUUAAGUAUUUAAAUUGCUUCAUAGUCUAAAUUAUUAAAUUUUAUAUAAAAUGACUUUAAACAUUGAUUUGCAGUAAGAAUAAACCUUAAAACAAAGACAAAA